Molecule: messenger RNA, 1930 nt
Organism: Spea bombifrons (plains spadefoot toad)
Lineage: Eukaryota; Metazoa; Chordata; Amphibia; Anura; Pelobatidae
Gene: LRRC56
Product: leucine rich repeat containing 56
Exons: 13
Coding region: 75-1904 (609 amino acids)
Molecular function (GO): protein binding
Source: RefSeq, a predicted model, not a curated record
GUUGCAGAGUGUUACAUUGUCCAGAAAUUGUACACAUUUGUUGAGUCUCAUUCUGACACCCAUUUUGGACUUCCAUGCCUGCAAUGUCACACAUGGAUAGGACAUUAGAUGUACGUCCCAGCACAGGAAGCGUCAGAAUAACAGAUUUUGGAUGGCAAGGUCUACUAAACCCAAGUCCGCUAACUCAAGAAGAUGAUGAAAGUCUUGUUGAUGAGUACCUGUCACCAGCUAAACUACAAGCUCUUACAGGGUUGGAGGAUCUGACAAAACUUAAGACACUCCAGAUGUGUGUGGACACCAGGGAUCACACCCUUGGGAAUUUUGGAACUUACAUGCCAAACCUAAGAGAGCUGAAACUGAACAACAGUCUUAUAGUGUCCAUCAGAGACCUUGGUACAUCAUUAUCGAAACUGGAGGUGCUAUGGAUGGCUCGAUGUGGUCUUACAGAUCUUGAUGGCAUCUCUUCCUUAUGUUCCUUAAAGGAACUCUACCUAGCCUACAAUGAUCUGAGUGAGCUCAGUCAGCUUAGCAUGUUGGAGAACCUGGAGAUCCUGGAUUUAGAGGGGAACAACCUGGACCAUAUUAGUGAGCUUCAGUACCCGGCCAUGUGCACCAAGUUAACUACACUCACCCUAGAGGGCAACCCCAUUUGCACCCAGCCAAACUCAGAGGGGUCAGAGUCUGCAGAUUAUAAUUAUAGAAGCACAGUUAAAAAUAUGAUCCCUCAUCUAAAACUUCUGGAUGAUGUUCCUGCUGACCAGCUCAAUCCCACGUCCCCAAGGACACCUAGCCAUGACUGGCAGAUGGUAAAGGACUACAUUAAAGACAACGUUGGGAGGCAGGUGAAUGCUGCACUGGGCCUCGGAACUACACAGAAAAAUACCAAUGCAAGGCCAAGCACAGCCCAGCCAACUCUCUUGAGAAGACCUUUCUCAACAGCAAGACCAACAAGUGCCGGAAGACCUGCCACCAGUUUCCAGGGAUCUGGGAGGGAUCCAUUAGCAGAACACACUGAAGAUGGCACAGCGGAAGAUGAAGCUAGUGACUUAACCCAUGGAGUUGGCAGAGUCCUAUGUGGAAACCCUAUCAAGGCCCUCCGUGCAAGGAAGGCGAAGUUAGGACCCCUGGGAAACAAACCUAAAAAUACAUGUGAGCCUGAUGUGGCUUUGGACAAAGAUCGUGAUGAUGUGUUUGCAGAACUAAGAGCCUGGAGAGAAAAGCACAAUGUACUUUUGCAACGGAUUCAGGAACAGCGUGCACCGCAGGUUUUGACAAUCAACCACAGCGAUGAAGAAGGUAGUCAUAGCAUUUGUUCCAGCAGCGAUGAUGAAUUAAGUGAACCAUGGGACUUGGGUUGCCUUGUAAGGGUGACUCCAGAAAUUUCAAGUCCCUCUUCCCAGUCACUUACAGGCUGCUUGAAUCCUGAAGAAAUGCCUUUGCAAGAUGCCCAUUGUGUGCCAUCUCCUCCAAUUACUCCAUGCCCACCAGAAAGUUUCAAUCACAGACAAAACAAGAGAUCAGAUAUACGAGCAAGACGUUUCAGAAAAGAAGCCAACCAGAGUGGAACAAAUACGACCAGGAAGAUGACUGCAAGUGCAUGCGUUGGAGAUGAAGCCUUUCCACUGACAGAGUUUGAAGGAAACUAUUUAAAGAUCCAAGCAGACCCAAAAUCACAUGAAGAAAAAAAUAAAGAGCUGAACAGAAGGAUUUUUUAUAGACCUCCAAAUGACAGAUCUUCACGUGACAGUAACUCUCCCAACCGACCUCCCUCUCACCAGCCGGUUAUCCGCUCUUCCACAAAAACACCAGAGAAACCUUCUCCACCCCGCGCUAUUACAACAAAGGAAACAUUACAGAGGUUACCAAAUCGUCCUGUUAUCCUGCCAAGAAAUAAGAACAUAUAAAAAAUCAUGCAAGAUGCAUCAAUGCU